AUGUCUGACGAGGGAGAAGAAAGCGACGGCGGCGAGAGAGCGCACCUCUCCGAGUCUCCAUCCCAGUCCGUGUGUCUCCCCCGCGGGUCUCCGUCCUCUCAGCGGCCCCUGGACUUCUUCUCCUCCGCCUCCCCGCUGCUGGACGACACGGACCCGCCGUACCUCGCCUCCCCGGAGUGUCUUCACCCCUCUCAAGAGGACCGGGACCCCGAGGACUCCCCGCGUUUUUCGCCGCCAAAGUUCCGCGAGCGCACCGGGGAUUCCGGCUCACCUUUCCCUUCGCGGCAGGAUGUGCCGGUGGACGCGGUGUACGACCGCCACGAUGACCCCGUUCCCAAGUGGAGAGGACGAGGCGCGGCGACCGCUGAGCGCCUGCAGCACCGCGGACCGAGACCCCACCGGGGCCCGGAGCCGCCGGAGCCGCCGGACCACGGGAACCAUCACAUAGUGGAGCACACAGACACCGAGUUCAACUCCGAGAGCCGGCAAACGGUGGAAGCCAUGCAUCGCCGCCACACCACGGUGAGGGAGAAGGGGCGUCGCCAAGCAAUACGAGGCCCGGCCUACAUGUUCAAUGAACGUGGCUCGCCCCUCACCGCGGAGGAAGAGCGUUUUCUAGAGGCUGCUGAAUACGGAAACAUUCCUGUGGUCCGCAAAAUGCUGGAAGAAUCCAAAACGCUUAACUUCAAUUGUGUUGACUACAUGGGCCAGAAUGCUUUGCAGCUGGCAGUGGGCAACGAGCACCUAGAAGUGACCGAGCUGCUGUUAAAGAAGGACGGGCUGGCUAGGAUCGGGGACGGCCUGCUUUUGGCCAUCUCCAAGGGUUAUGUUCGAAUUGUCGAAGCCAUUCUCGCCCACCCUGCUUUCGGUGGAGGUCUCCGGCUGGCUCUGAGCCCCCUGGAGCAGGAGAUGCGUGAUGAUGACUUUUAUGCUUACGACGAGGAUGGGACUCGUUUUUCGCACGAUGUCACCCCCGUCAUCCUGGCUGCUCACUGCCAGGAGUACGAGAUCGUCCACAUCCUUCUGAUGAAGGGGGCCCGCAUAGAAAGGCCACAUGACUACUUCUGUAAGUGCUCCGAAUGUUUUGAUAAACAGAAGCAGGACUCGUUCAGUCACUCGCGCUCCAGGAUGAAUGCUUACAAAGGCCUCGCCAGUGCAGCUUACCUGUCGCUCAGCAGUGAAGACCCUGUGCUGACUGCUCUCGAGCUCAGCAAUGAACUGGCAAGACUGGCCAACAUCGAGACCGAGUUCAAGAAUGACUACCGUAAGUUGUCCAUGCAAUGUAAGGACUUUGUGGUGGGUGUGCUGGACCUUUGUCGGAACACAGAGGAAGUGGAGGCCAUUCUGAACGGUGACGUAGAAAACUGCCCCCCAAGGCCCAACAACCGACCCUGCCUCAGUCGUAUCAAACUGUCCAUCAAGUACGAAGUCAAAAAGUUCGUUGCCCAUCCCAACUGCCAGCAGCAGCUCAUGACUAUCUGGUAUGAGAACCUGCCUGGUCUGAGGCAGCAGUCCGUGGGGGUGAAGUGCUGGACAGUGCUGGGGGUCACCGUAGGUUUGCCCUUCCUGGCCAUUGCCUACUGGAUCAUGCCAUGCAGCAAGAUCGGACAGAUCCUGCGAAGCCCCUUCAUGAAGUUUGUGGCUCACGCCGUCUCUUUCACCAUCUUCCUGGGUCUGCUGGUCGUCAACGCCUCCGACCGCUUUGAGGGCGUCAAGAACCUGCCCAACGAGACCAUCACAGACCACCCGCGGCAGGUGUUCAGGGUCAAGACCACCCAGUUCUCCUGGACAGAGAUGUUGAUCAUGAAAUGGGUGUUGGGUAUGAUCUGGUCGGAGUGUAAGGAGAUCUGGAGCGACGGGCCCAGGGAGUACCUGAUGCACCUUUGGAACGUGCUGGACUUCGGCAUGCUGUCCAUCUUCGUGGCAUCCUUCACGGCACGCUUCAUGGCGUUCCUGAAGGCGACCAAAGCUCAGCAGUAUGUGGACCUGCAUGUACCAGACGACGACCUGAGCAACGCCUCGCUGCCUGACGAAGUCGCUUACUUCACCUUCGCCAGGAACAAGUGGCGCCCCUCCGACCCCCAAAUCAUCUCCGAGGGCCUGUACGCCAUCGCCGUUGUGCUGAGUUUUUCGCGCAUCGCCUACAUCCUGCCGGCCAAUGAGAGCUUCGGCCCGCUGCAGAUCUCUCUGGGGCGCACGGUCAAAGACAUCUUCAAGUUCAUGGUCAUCUUCAUCAUGGUGUUUGUGGCCUUCAUGAUCGGCAUGUUCAACCUGUACUCGUAUUACCUGGGAGCCAAAUACAAUCCUGCCUUCACCACCGUGGAGGAGAGUUUUAAGACUCUCUUCUGGUCGAUCUUCGGGCUGUCGGAAGUGAUCUCCGUGGUGCUCAAGUACGACCACAAGUUCAUAGAGAACAUCGGCUACGUGCUCUAUGGGGUCUACAAUGUCACCAUGGUGGUCGUCCUCCUCAACAUGCUCAUCGCCAUGAUCAACAACUCUUACCAGGAGAUAGAGGAGGAUGCCGAUGUGGAGUGGAAGUUCGCCCGAGCUAAGUUGUGGCUCUCCUACUUUGACGAAGGACGCACUCUGCCUGCCCCCUUCAACCUGGUUCCCAGCCCCAAGUCCUUCUAUUACCUGGUCCUCCGCAUCAAGUCCUGCCUGAUUCGCCUGUGCAAGGCCAACGGACGUCGUCGUAACAACGAGCUAGAGAUGGGCAAGGUCAAUUCAGAGGAAGGGGUCAGUGAUGAGCAGUAUAGGCCGUAUCCCCGACCGGGAGAAGAGUUCAUGCCCAGAAAGUCCAGACAACAGCCGACCAGACAUCAGAUGAUCAUGAAGCGUCUGAUUAAGCGCUACGUGCUAAAGGCUCAAGUCGACAGAGAGAGCGACGAAGUCAAUGAAGGCGAGUUGAAGGAGAUCAAGCAGGACAUCUCCAGCCUCCGCUACGAGCUCCUGGAGGAGAAGUCGGAGGCCGCCGGAGAGCUGGCUCUGCUCAUCCAGCAACUCGGCGACAAGUUUGGCAAGAACACCACGAGACUCUGACAGGACUCGCGGGAAGGAGAAGAGACGGAGAGAGGGAAGAGGAUGUGAAGCAGGGGGAGGACGGGUGGUUUUAGGACCUUGAUAGUGGAAGAGGGAGAGAAAAUAAUGAGGAAGGGAGGAAUGUAGGGAGGGGAAAUUGCUGACAUGCGGCAAAUAGCAAAUGUUUUGUAUAUGCAAUGACCAAUUAGGGAGGAAUUUAAAAAGAAGAUAGCUGCGACUGCAAGUGAGCAUGAGGUCAUUGGGUCAGGGGUGAAGUGUGUGUGUGUGGGGAGGGGGUGUUGGCAGUUGAAUUCUAAUUAAAGGCAGAGUCUUCAGGGAGUGAGAGAGGGGAGGAGGAUAGAGGCUUUCGGUCACAGACUUGCUGGGAGACGAAGGAUGAGGAGUGAGAGACACCAGGCUCCACGGGGCAGAAGACUGAGGCAGUGCAGCGAUGAUGGGCCCCCCCACACGGGCUGCCAGCUCGGAGAAGGGAGGAUAAUGGACGGGGAGGUCAGGAGGGGGAGGAGGGACAGAGAAGAUAGAUAUCUGAAAAAGAAGAAACCAUUAUUUACAAUAGAAAGGUUGGCUUUGCUUCUGCGUCCUCUCUCUGUCAGGACAAGCAUCGAUACCUGUCCAGGUCGGAGCGUCCCCUUCACGCACCAGGCUCUAUCUAAUUAAUGCAUCUCAGUCCACAACGCACAACCUGCGAUCAGGGGUCCGAGAAUUCAGGAGCAAACUGGAAAACACUGUAGGAUUUAUACACUUAGUCCUUAGCUGUUAAAGAAAUAUUUCAUUAAAAAGCUUAUCAUCUUAAGCUUUACUGUAAAUCUGAGAAAUGUUUAUGCCCACCUUACACACAGCGUGUUGUAUUUUAUCAUAAGCCGCUCAGAUUGAGUCAGACUCAUUCACGGCAACAGAGAAAUCUCGGGAGCGUUAAGGAGAAGAGUGGCGUCUGCAAUGCAGGAGGCCGGACGCCACAUGGACAAUCUGCCAUGGAGUUUGUUUACAGAACAUUGACACCAUCAUCACCAAAAUCUCUCAGAUCUCGUUGUCUUUCCCAGUCGACCUCUUCAUUGGUUUAGUCUUCGUGUAAGACUCCUCUUUUUAAUCCUGAGAUAUUUGUACCGCUUUGGCUUUGGUCAGUUUUGUGUCAUCAGUGAACCCACUCGCUUGCAGUGAACUCAAUAGUCUCCUGCUGUCUUCUCACAUUGGCUCAGCCUCAGUCGGACAUUAUCCUCCUGCGAUCGUCCGGAGCCUGUGACUCAAACAGUCGUGUUCUCACGUUGAGCCUCUGUUGGUAACUUCAGGAGAUUAUCUGGAGUUCGGUGCACGUCUGAAAGCAAGACACCUUAUGUUUGUAGAGUUUUAAAUAAGCAAAGUGACUGUAACAUUACUCCAGACAGCAGCGUUUUUUGUAGCUAUUAAAAACACAAUAUAUCUCUGUUUCUUUGUCUAAACGUUACGUCCCAUGCAUCUUAAAUCAGCUUUAAACCAACAGACGUGUUCUAAUGUGGCUCGGGUAAGUGAUGUGGACAUUGUCCUCUUCACUGUGCCUUUACAGCACAAAGUGUCUCUCCUUGUCUCGCUCUCCGAAAUAGCAACGCAAAGCGACGUGUCCUCGAGGAGCUGUGUGUACAGCUGUAACACGCAGGAGGACGGCAGCACAGCUCUCCAGUCUGAUUGCCUUAGGACAAGCAGACAUUUGUGAGAUGAGAAAAUCAUGGCGAUGCAGAGAUAUGCGAUGUUUGUUUUGUUUUCUUUUUAGCAGUGGUGCAAUCAUGUGGCUGUAAAACACUGGGACUCGACAGCAGAAGCUGUGUGGAGCAAUGUUCUGGUCCUUUUUUUGUACGUCUGAGACUCAUUUGACAAACCGCUGCAACAGCAAACUUGAGUAAAUGAACUUCUUAUAAUUUGCAAUUGGACAAACUGCUAAUCCUGCCCACCACAAAUGAGAUCUUUGUAUUGUGCAGUUGGAAAACUGUAUCUGCAGCAAACAGGAUGCAGAUAUAGAUAAGAAAAAUAAACACAAAAACAUGGUUGCUGAAGAUCAUGGCGGCCUGUGGGAUCAGCCACAGCAUCUGUCCUUCAUGUAUCCACAGUGGAGGUUUGGGUCUUGACAACAAAUUUACCAUUAAUCAUUGAUUUAAACCAUAACAUGAAUCUCACAGAUUUGAGAAUUAGAUAAUCUGUCAGAUUACGUUCAUAUUUCUAGGUAAAGUGUCAAAUGUACACUUUCUUACUCCAACGCUUGCUAAUAACAAUGUUCACACAACACCGGUCUGCGUGUAUUCAUGUGGUGUCACUUGAAAACCUCAAGCCAUUUUUUAGUUUUUCAUUGAAUUCCAUUUUCUGAUUUAUUAAAUUAAUGGAUUUCACAGUUCCUGCUAGAUUUCUCCUGCAAUUCAGUUACUUAGCAAUCAUGCAUUAAUCCCUCCCAUCCCUUUUAAAACAACAAAAGAAUAAAAAAAAGUUCAUUCUCAAACUUCACAAUGAUAUUAUUCUGUUCUAUUGUGAGGAUGCUAUUAAAAGUCAUUAGUCUCGCGGGAGAGGAUCAGCAGGGGCCUAGUGCACCUAAUAACACAUUUCGAGGGCUCUUAUUGUUACACAUCAUUUGUUUUGUUGGGAAAUGAAACAAAAUGAAAUCUUGUUUGUCUUAUCAUCGUUAUGCAUAAACUUCAACUCGGUAGACUGAGUGAGAGGAGUUCCUGCCACAACAGAAAAUAUCACAAACGAACCCUUACAGUGAUUUCUUAAAGCUUCUUAUAGUUUAAAAGCUCAAACGCACUCCUGGGUUUUGUGCAGUAGAGCCAUGAAGACUUCUUUACACCAUCAGAGCCGAGCGAAUGUUUAUAAUCAAAAAGCUUUUAGAGACAUUUUCAGGUACAGUUUUUCCUUUAAAUCAGUUGUCAAUGGAUUGAACUUGUGUCUAUAUUUAUUUAUACCGUGUGUGUCAUAGAGUGACAGAGCAGCUAUCUCUUUUCUGUGCGCACAACCAGACUAUACUAAGACUCCCGGAGACAGUUUUUAAAUGAUUCCCACUGCCAGGAAGACCAAUUAUCAAGAAAUACUGUAUUUUUAACUUGUACGCGAGAAUUGUUGAUUAAAAGCAAAAUCUUUUACUGUAUAUUGUCAUAUUUUUGAUCCUUGAAUUAAAGAGACUGAGCUCUAAA
Molecule: messenger RNA, 6188 nt
Organism: Pleuronectes platessa (European plaice)
Lineage: Eukaryota; Metazoa; Chordata; Actinopteri; Pleuronectiformes; Pleuronectidae
Gene: trpc7b
Product: transient receptor potential cation channel, subfamily C, member 7b
Exons: 12
Coding region: 1-3039 (1012 amino acids)
Biological process (GO): regulation of cytosolic calcium ion concentration; manganese ion transport; calcium ion transmembrane transport
Cellular component (GO): membrane; cation channel complex
Molecular function (GO): protein binding; inositol 1,4,5 trisphosphate binding; store-operated calcium channel activity
Source: RefSeq, a predicted model, not a curated record